AUGAUAGAUAAUGAAAGUAUCAUGGCAGCUGCAAUAAAUACAACUAUGAUUGCUUUAAUCGAUGCAGGAAUUCCAAUGAAAGAUCUCGUAGUAGCUGUUUCUUGCGUUAUAAAUAAAGAUGAUCAAUUAUUAUUGAAUCCUACAGCACAAGAAUGGAAAAUGUAA
This is a messenger RNA of Funneliformis caledonium, 165 nucleotides long. The record is from the annotation of a GenBank genome assembly. NCBI's taxonomy places the organism in Eukaryota, Fungi, Glomeromycota, Glomeromycetes, Glomerales, Glomeraceae.